Messenger RNA from Musca vetustissima, 867 nucleotides. Its product is annotated as GATA zinc finger domain-containing protein 1. The coding region runs from base 1 to 867 and encodes 288 amino acids. Gene Ontology annotation, biological process: chromatin organization. The transcript is spliced from 3 exons. Gene Ontology annotation, cellular component: nucleus. The record is from RefSeq and is a predicted model, not a curated record. Lineage: Eukaryota; Metazoa; Arthropoda; Insecta; Diptera; Muscidae.
AUGUCUCCCAAACCAUCGCCAAUCUGUGUCGAUUGCAAAAAAACGGAAUCCCUCCUCUGGCGUACAGUCGAUAAUGGACAAAUAUGUUUGGCCUGUUAUGAGCUACGCGAAGAAAAAGCCACCACAACAGAUGAAAGUAAAAAUGUAGACAAUAGCAAUGCCAGCAAUACUGAACAGGAUAAAACUAAGAAAUCUGCAAAGGAUGGCGGCAAAGACGUCAAGGAGGAGAAAAAAGAUGCAGCAGCGGCCACGGCUGUAGAGGAUAAAUGUUCGCGUCUGAGAAAAAGUACGCGGGCAACACGUUUUAAGGCCAAACUGGGUUCGAGUAGUACCAGUUCAACAAAUGGAAAUGGCGAAAAAUCCAGCGCAGGCGGUAGUAAUUCUAAGACACAGACCAAGGGUCGCAAUCGUCGAAGUCUUUUCAAACGUGUACCGUUCAAAACGCCACAGGCUCAAGCCACAACACAUUCGGUGGAAAGUGUGUUUCACAAGGGUUCCUAUUUGCAAGUUGGUGACAUUGUUUCGUUGGUUGACAGUGAGGAUAAUGUCUAUUAUGCCCAAAUCCGUGGUUUGCUAAUUGAUAGUUAUUGUGAGAAGUCUGCAUUUUUGACAUGGCUAAUACCCACGCAGGAGAGUCCAGAUCCAAAGGAUGGCUUCGAUCCAGCUACAUAUUUGAUAGGUCCCGAUGAAGAACUUUCACGAAAAUUAUCCUGUCUGGAGUUUGUUAUGCAUGCUCCCAGUAAUUAUUAUUUGGAUAGGACAACACCAUUUCCGCUUCCCGAUUCAAUGGAAUGUGACACACGUCCUGGUGGUUAUAUAUGGACCAAAUUGCCGGAAUAUCAACGGAAUAAGAGCAUUGAAGUUUAA